This is a messenger RNA of Kockovaella imperatae, 1884 nucleotides long. RefSeq lists its product as hypothetical. The coding region runs from base 76 to 1584 and encodes 502 amino acids. Lineage: Eukaryota; Fungi; Basidiomycota; Tremellomycetes; Tremellales; Cuniculitremaceae. The record is from RefSeq and is a predicted model, not a curated record. The transcript has 9 exons.
CUUUGCAGAACGCGAUUGCCUGACCUAGCUGACAAUGACGAGUUCGGGACGCAGGACGAGAUUGUCAUUGUUAGGAUGAACGAAGGAGACGCUUUGGAGAGGGCUCACGCUCUCUCUGCACAUGCUUCGGUCCUCUUGAGACCGAGCUCGAUAUCCAUGUCGAUGUUGGAAUCGGCCAAGAAGCUCUACAGUGAAGCUGCGGAUCUCUUUGCUGAAUCUCUGACAUCGACGACGGAUGAUGGGGCGAAGAAGACACUUCAAUUAUUGGUCCAUCAGAAUCGAAAGUUGGUCCGGGACGUCGAGCGGAGAAUGAGUGCGACGCAGCCGACGAUCGCUGCGCAAGGGCAUGAAGGAUCUAGAUCACCACCUGUAUCAGAGCAGCCUAUACGCUCAAACGGUUCAAAAGGGCUGAUGGUGGAUCCUAUCUCGCCUACGGGUCAAGGAGGACCUAGUUCAAGCUAUUUUGCAUCCCGCUUGAAUCCAGGUAUGAAUGUUCCUCCCUUUUCGCUCCGACCGUCAACUAUGCCUCUCGGACCAUCUCGUUUGACAUCCGCUCCUCCUUUUACUCGACAGACUCUCUCUACAGCCUCAUCAUCUCACGUACCUGGCGCUAGAGCAGGCCGAGCUUCUUCCAUCACUGGAACCGUCCCAACUUCUCCUAAUCAGCCAUUUGAUUCGCAUACUUUAUCCCCCCUCGUAUCGUCUUCUUCGUCUGAUGAGAGUUACCUCAAUCUCGGCGCUGUACCCGAUACCAUGGAUCCGUUCUCUCGAUUCUGGGGAAUGCUGGACAACAUGUUGGAUAAUAUUUCCAAUCCAGUGGCAUUCGCAACUGCCGCCGUCGAUCUAGAUCUAGAGACGGGGAAAGAGCAAGAUUAUGAGAAUGUGCCUCACGAGCGGGGGGCAAAGGAGGCGGUCGAACCGAGGGUCCGAAAGAGCUCAUCAAAAGCGAGUUUGAAGCAGAACGCUGACACAGCAAUGACCGACUCGUUCUAUGUGGUACCGAAGAACGGGAGAGUAGCGGAAUCGAGCAGUCGUAGAGGCGAAGCCAGCGAGGAGAGCAGGACGAGUCGAGCUUCACCGCCGAUCAAAACGCCAGAGGAACUGGCCCUCGAGAAUGAAUCCCUUCGUGCAAGUCUGGACGCUCUCGCUGUCCAUGCGCAACAACUAGAUAGGACUAACAAGGCUUUACGGGCUCAGCAUGAAGGACGGGAGAGACUGAUGCGCAGUGCCGUUGCGGGCGUCCGUAGAGAGGCUCAAAAAGCAAAGCACGGUCAAGAUCUGAUACGAUCACAACUAUUAGCGAGCGUUUCCGUCCCACGGCCGACGAGUGGGAUGACAAGUUCAGAGGCAGAAGGAGAGUCCUCAACGAGCGCCAUGCGGUCCCGCAUUCGAGAGCUAGAAGCAGAGUUGGAAGCUGCUAAUGUGGAGAAUGAUCGAAAACAAGCUCAGAUUGACAAGUAUAAAGAUAGAUUUGAGCGUAUCAGAGUCAAGGCUGGGGCCAAGAAGGAAGCUAAAGCUAAACUCGAAGCUAGCGGUACAAAGCCACAAAGCGGACGCGAAGGUGAUCUCGAUGAGCCUGGAUAAAUCAAGUCUGUUGUAAUCUUUUGACGUGUCGUGUCCUCUUAGAAUCAUGUCAGCAUCGCAAUCAUCUCAUUGUGUGUUUGUAGACGCCAUUCAUCUGUUUGCAUCUUAGCCUCAUUCAUACGCCAACAUCAGAGACUGGAGAAGAGGGAAAACGAGCGUCUUAAUGCGUAGAUGGUGCGGGUGUAAUCAAUAGCUAGGAACUGAAUGACGAGUCGGGGAUCCGAUGAAAGUGGUCAUGUGAAAUGUUGUUGAUGCUGAUCCUCUGUCGGUCUCAUCGUUUGACGAAUCGAUGCAAUGUGC